Molecule: messenger RNA, 1542 nt
Organism: Varroa destructor (honeybee mite)
Lineage: Eukaryota; Metazoa; Arthropoda; Arachnida; Mesostigmata; Varroidae
Product: mitochondrial amidoxime reducing component 2-like
Molecular function (GO): pyridoxal phosphate binding; molybdenum ion binding; catalytic activity
Source: RefSeq, a predicted model, not a curated record
UUUUCAGGGCCUGUGUUAGUUCACACAACUAGUCCAGUUCGUCCGUGUGUCCGCUGAUUACGGAGCUGUUCGGAGGCUACCAUCUAUAGACUCACAUGUUAACAGGGAAAGUUUCGUAUAGCAUCCUUUCCAUAUCUCGUUUAGGCUGGCAGCGGAGCUGUGAAGAGACGCAACGUAAAUCCGUUUUGUUACGUAUUGCACACACGAAUCGCGACGUGGGCGAUAGCGAGGACGCCGAUUACAGCCUUUUUUUUUCUUGAUUAGCAUCGAACUCAGAUGUGGUUCAAUGGUGGGACAGUUCGAUGACUUUCGCUGCUGUUUUGUAUUUGGCUUCGUGUAGACGGAUUAAUAUGUACUUCUUUGAAGUGAGAGGAGUGCUAAUGUGGAACACUAAAAAAUACGGGUAAAAAGACUUUUUAUUUACCCGAUAAAAUCUCUGCCACCAAUAGAGUUGACCCGAGCCUAUGUAACAGUCCACGGCAUGACUUAUAAAGACCUUCGAGACAGGGAAUUUAUGUUGAUCAACCCGAUGGAUGGAAACAAGUCCGUCUCGGCGCGCGAAGAGCCCAGACUACUUCUUCUACAUGUGAAUUAUAAUGAGGAAGCCAAGUGCCUUGAGAUUACGUCUAAAGAUCCUAUGGUGCCCACCGGAACACUCGUGCUUUCGCUGGAGCCAGUUACCGUUGACUGGAAUUCGCCCGACCAACUCGACAUUUUCAUAAGAAAACCGGAGCAUGCUUACAAGUGUCUGCCAAUCGCAGAAGCAUCAGCGUGGUUCAGUAAAUAUCUCGGCAAGGAUUUCAAGUUCGUGCGAUUCCUCAGGCAAACUGUGAAGCGCCGUAAAGAAAUACCCGAUCGGUUUUACGAUUUGGCAGAGCUCAAUAUUCUUUCAGAAAAAUCUGUCGAGAACCUGAACGAGCUGAUUUGCGAUCCGUCGACUGACGUUUCGUACCGAAACUUCCGACCUAGCAUUUUGCUCGAUGUCAACAUGCCCUUCGAGGAGGACUAUUGGGCUAUUAUGAAAAUUGGAGAUCUUGAAACUGAGUUCUUACAGCGAUGUGUACGCUGUGUACUUAUCACAAUAAAUCCUGAUACGGGAGUAAAAACCGACAAGGAGCCGCUGACCACACUCAGAAAAUACCGGAUCGACCGCAGUGAAGAAGGCAUAGCAAAGUAUCGUCGGCAGCCGCUUUUCUCAGCCAACCAUGUGAUUAGGCGGCCCGGCAAGAUCUAUGUCGGCCAAUCGAUUGAAGCCAUUCGGGCUCCAAGGGAGAUGCUGUAAAUUUUCGUAAUACAUAAAGUCAUCUGGCUGCCACCGACAACAUUGGCGGUCACCGCCUGUUAGAACGGACAAGCCUCUUCCAAGGUAGCUUUAUGCAAGUGGACCAUGUUCGCGUGUUAUCAAGCUGGAGUCUAUCGCCUAAAGCGCUCAAGGGGGCAUUUUUUAUGGUCCGUCCUUAGACUCUAAACAAUGCAGAAGCGAUUUGCUAACACUAAAACACGACUGUUAUCUUUGAAUAAAAUCGGAUUCGCCAAACUUAA